Messenger RNA from Cantharellus anzutake, 390 nucleotides. RefSeq lists its product as uncharacterized. NCBI's taxonomy places the organism in Eukaryota, Fungi, Basidiomycota, Agaricomycetes, Cantharellales, Hydnaceae. Bases 1 to 390 code for a protein of 129 amino acids. The record is from RefSeq and is a predicted model, not a curated record. The transcript has a single exon.
AUGGCGAUUUUGAUUUCUCCUCUUGUCCUACUUCUCAACACUACCCUCACAAACCCAAUGACGCUCCCUACAAUGAACACAUUACUAUUGCAUGCCACCCUCUGCAGGGGAUUUAUCCAAAUAUCUCAAGGAGACCUGGAUGCAUUCCAUGUGGCAUGGAGAGUGGUAUUGCCUCACAUACCUGAGUCUGUUGAUCAGACACCCAGUCCUCCCCUUGACAACACUGACAAAGAGGGACCUCCCACUCAAACCAAUGAGGGACCUUCCACUUCCACUCACACUGAUGAAAGGCCUUCCACUCAAACUAAUGCUGAGCCUUCCACUUCCACUCACACUGACAAAGGGCCUUCCACUCAAACUAUGCCAAGCUUCCACUUCUACUCACACUGA